CAACCCCACGACACCCCCUUCUGCACACAACGCUGCCUCCUGGGCCUCCAACACUCCCUCCCCCUAGACCCCAACUGCCCCAACACCCCCAUGCACCAACGCCCAUCCUCCAAGAACCACCACCCCAUAACAACCCCCCACCUCCUCCACCUCCUCAACCACCAACUCAACACAACCCUAACCCACAACUGCACACCCCUGGGCACAAACGGCGCCCACAGCGCGCCCUUCAAACUCACCCUCACAACAUACGGCUACACCUUCAUCGGCAAAGGCAGCACCACCUCCUUAUGGCCCGAAAUCUCCCGCGAAAGCAAAAUCUACAACAUCCUCCGUCCCGUCCAGGGCUCCGCGGUGCCGGUCUUCCUCGGGGAGGUCAAUCUCGCGCAUACGUACUUUUUGCAUGGGGUUGGGGCGAUCAGGCAUAUGUUGGUUAUGGGGUGGGGUGGGGAGAGUUUGAGGUGUUUGGGGAGGGAGGGGGAGAUGUUUGGGGAGGGGGGGUUAGGGAGGGAGGUGGAGAGGUCGGUGAGGGAGAUUGAGGAGUUGGGGGUGAGGCAUCGGGAUUUGCAUUCGGGGAAUUUGCUCUGGUGUGAGGAGGUGGGGAGGGUGUUGGUUAUUGAUUUUCAU
Aspergillus ibericus CBS 121593 is the source of this 627-nucleotide messenger RNA. RefSeq lists its product as uncharacterized. The transcript has a single exon. The annotation marks the transcript as partial. NCBI's taxonomy places the organism in Eukaryota, Fungi, Ascomycota, Eurotiomycetes, Eurotiales, Aspergillaceae. The record is from RefSeq and is a predicted model, not a curated record.